Ananas comosus (pineapple) is the source of this 2633-nucleotide messenger RNA. Its product is annotated as pentatricopeptide repeat-containing protein At3g53700, chloroplastic-like. NCBI's taxonomy places the organism in Eukaryota, Viridiplantae, Streptophyta, Magnoliopsida, Poales, Bromeliaceae. The record is from RefSeq and is a predicted model, not a curated record. Gene Ontology annotation, molecular function: protein binding.
ACUAUCGAAAGUUUAUGCAAUGAGGUUAGAGCGCCACUACCGUUAACACCCACACCUCCACACACGCACACACUCUCUUUCUCUUCUUUCUCGCUCUAUAUGUAUAUGCGCUCUACGUGUUUGUAGUAUUGCCCCAAUGGCUUUCUCCUCACCUCUCACCUCCCAUUCUCGCUUAAUCCCCCACAAACCAACCCCCUCACCUCGUUCUCUACCUCAAAAUCCCCCGACCCAUCUCCUCUUCGCCUCAAUCCACCCCACCCACCACCUCUCCGUGUCCUCCGCUUCGUCCCCGAACGCUACUCCCCAACUCCCCCCCAAUCUCUCCCCAAGCGACCUCCUUUCCCUCCUCCGCCGCGAGAAGGACGCCGAAUCCGCUCUCCGUUUGCUAAAUAUCGCUUUGAAUCGCUCCGAUUUUGCGCCGGCGUAUCCCCUCUACGAAGAGAUCCUUCAACAGCUCGGAAAGGCGGGAGCUUUCGAUCAGAUGAGGACGCUUUUCCGCGAAAUGAAGCGCUCGGGGUUCGGAAUCAAAGUGGGUACUUUUCUAACCCUCGUCGGAAGCUAUUCUAAGUUCCAGUUGUUUGAUGAAGCUGUUGAUGUGGUUCUUAAUUUCAUGGAUGAGUUUGAACUCGCUGCGGAAACAGAUGUUUAUAAUUAUCUUCUUAAUGUUCUUGUGGAGGGAAACAAGAUAAAGCUAGUUGAAUCUGUGUACUCUGAAAUGGGUAGUAGAGGAAUUAAACCCGAUGUUUCGACAUUUAAUAUAUUGAUAAAAGCUUUGUGUAAAACCCAUCAAUUGCGGACCGCAGAGUUGAUGUUCGAGGAAAUGUCUAGCUACGGUCUCGCACCCGAUGAGAUUACGUUUACUACUUUAAUGCAGGGGUUUAUCGAAGAGGAUAUGGAGGGUGCUUUGAGAGUGAAGGAGAGGAUGUUGGAGGUGAAUUGCUCGCCAACAAAUGUAACAGUGAAUGUUUUGAUUCAUGGGUACUGCAAACAGGGGAGAGUAGAAGAUGCCCUUGAAUUUGUGCAAGAAGAGUCUAUUAAGGGAUUUAAUCCUGAUAAGUUCACUUUUAACACACUUGUCAAUGGGUUAUGCCAAUCUGGGCAUAUCAGGCACGCUCUCGAGAUAUUAGAUGUGAUGCUUCAAGAAGGGCAUGAUCCCGACGUAGUUACUUAUAAUACCUUAAUUGGUGGGUUGUGUAAAUAUGGAGAGAUUGAAGAGGCUAUGGGUGUUUUGAAUCAAAUGGUAGAGAGGGAUUGCUUGCCUAAUACAGUGACUUACAACACUCUAAUUAGUACAAUGUGUGCGAAAAACCGGCUUGAAGAAGCCAUGGAGCUCGCACGUGGCCUCACACUCAAAGGUCUUUUACCAGAUGUUUAUACUUUCAAUUCACUUAUUAGGGGUCUUUGCAAGGCGGGAGAUCACGAAAUUGCUCUUCAAAUGUUCGAGGAGAUGAAGAAUAACGGAUGCCCGCCGGACGAAAUUACUUAUAACAUUUUGAUCGAUCACCUUUGUUUUAAUGGUAAGUUAGGUAAAGCUCUGGUUUUGAUGAAGGAAAUGGAAUCAAAUGGUUGUGCGAGAAGCACCGUGACUUAUAAUACUCUCAUCGACGGGUUGUGCAAGAACAACAGAAUAGAGGAGGCGGAGGAGGUGUUUGAUCAAAUGGAACUGCAAGGUGUUUCAAGAAACCUGGUGACAUACAAUACCCUAAUUGAUGGUUUGUGCAAGAAUAAUAGAGUCGAUGACGCCACGGAAUUAAUUGAUCAGAUGAUAAUGGAAGGAUUGAAACCUGAUAAGCUCACAUAUAAUUCGCUUCUGACCCAUUAUUGCAGGCAAGGAAAUAUAAAGAAGGCGGCGGAUAUAGUUCAAACGAUGACUUCGAACGGGUGCGAACUCGAUAUUGUCACUUACGGAACUCUUAUGAGUGGUCUUUGCAAGGCAAAUAGGACACAAAUUGCAUGUAAACUGCUUAGGACAAUACAAAUGAAAGGAAUGGUCCCAACUCCGAAAGCUUACAACCCUGUAAUACAAGCACUUUUUAAGCAGAGAAAAACUACAGAAGCCGUCAGGCUAUUUAGAGAGAUGAGAGAGAAUGGCGAGGCUCCGGAUGCAAUUACAUAUAAGAUUGUGUUUCGCGGGCUGUGUCGCGGCGGCGGGCCUAUAAAGGAAGCUGUUGAUUUCUUGGAGGAGAUGAUAGAGAAUGGGUUCGUACCGGAGUUCGCUUCCUUUUCCAUGUUAGCUGAAGGGCUUCUAAACUUGGCCAUGGAGGACACUCUCAAUAGGUUGGUUGAAUUGGUUAUGGAGAGGGCUGAGUUCGCGGAAAAAGAAGUUUCGAUGGUGAAGGGCUUUCUUAAGAUUCGUAAAUUUCACGAUGGACUAACUGCUUUCGGCCGAAUCCUCAGUACAAGAAAGCCGGAAAGAAGAUACAAAUGAUAUGCUGAAACUCAGAAAGAUCUGAGAGUAAGAUGGUACCAAAAGGGAGUCCUCCUCUAUGCCGUAAAAUCGAUCAAUUUGUCGAGAAGUAUAUGCAGCAACAUGAGGGGAGAGUAGUUUAAUUUCUUGUACACUUUUUGAGUUAAAUGUUUGAAAUUGCAUUUAUGAUUGAGAAUUUUCCAUAAAGUGGUUUUAGUUUCUGCAA